AUGGAUAAAUGUGCAAGCAGUUUUCAUCUCUCCCAUUGUAAGCCGGCGGGUCGCGGACGAAGUGCAGUGCGAGAUGGGAUCAAAGAUGAUCCUCUCUUCACCGAUCGACAGAAGUAUAUUUUGGGCCCCUUUGAACUGUUUGGGUUCGUUGGUCUCGCAUAUUGCAUCUACACAAUCUGGCUGAAGGAAGAAAGCAAUGCCAACGUGGGUAACAAGCGCAAUCGGCGUUCGACCAGCGACGCCGAUGAUGAUGACGGCGACGAUGACGAGAUCAACGGCGGCCACCAGAGCUUGAAGAAGGUCACUCGUGAUUACGAGACCGGCUCGUUCUCCAGGAUGUUGUUUUGCCUUGCAUCACUUUCUUCGAGCGCUUCCACAGCUUUCAUCCGAGGGGAUAUCACAAACAAGAUGCGAGACCCGGAAUUUCAGGCUGCGAAAUGCUCGCACCUCCGAUGCAGAGAUACGCAGGGUGGCUAUGCCGUGUUUGUGGCUAUCGACUCUCCGUCAGACUCGUCUCAGAUGCCAUCACAAAUUGCGCCUUAUGUCGGUCGCGGUUUAUCCUUGAACCAACUCAGGAAGGUCCUUGACAGCAUGCGACUCUACGUGUCUACGGAUCAGCCGGGGUCAUGUAAGCUGGCUAUGGAUUUUGACGAGCAAAGUCAACACGUGGCGCUCAAGAUCAGACACCACCGAGGCGAGAGAAGGCUCUUCACAGCCACUGUGAGGUAUCAUUUCGGCAACCUCUUCAAUGUUCAACAUUCCACGUACAGAGUCUUCAAGACCACGAAGGUCGAAGAUAUUGGACUAGACGAGAUCGUUGCCUCCGCAGGUGGCAGUACUGGAUCCACGGCAAACAGGACCAGCAAGGCGUACCUUGACGGUCUCCGGCGAAAUGCGUUGAGUAUCUUGAACUCUGGGUUUGUUGAUGACAACCUUCGUGAUGCGAAAAGAAAGAUUGAACGGGUCAAGAAGCUGCUCUCCUUUUUCGAGUCUCGAGAUCAAGAAGUUGAAGAGUUUGAGGCCCAGGCUACUCAGACUGUUGCCGAUUUCGAAGCCCUUCUCGCCACAGGCGAGGAAAGGCUCGCAGAGAUCGAGGCAGAAGAAGAGGAACGAGCAAAGCCGGAGGACGAGUAUCUCAAGGCUCAGAAAGAGAUGCAAGAGAUCACAGAUGCGCUGGACGUUCUUUCGUCGUGA
This is a messenger RNA of Fonsecaea pedrosoi CBS 271.37, 1194 nucleotides long. RefSeq lists its product as uncharacterized. NCBI's taxonomy places the organism in Eukaryota, Fungi, Ascomycota, Eurotiomycetes, Chaetothyriales, Herpotrichiellaceae. Bases 1 to 1194 code for a protein of 397 amino acids. The record is from RefSeq and is a predicted model, not a curated record. The transcript is spliced from 4 exons.